AUGUGGCCAGUGCUUCCCAAUGGAGAAAUAAAUGAGGACUUUAACUGGCCGAUCGAAGGGUCAUUGAUUCCAAACAGUCCCCCGUUGGAGAAACCAUGUCAGGAUCACCCAGACACUCACGUACCUUUGAGACUGAAGGUAUUAAGAAAUGGAGACUCAGAUCAAUGCAACACAUACAAAAUUGUGGGCCCAAACUUGUCAAACAUGCGCAAAAAGCAGUGCACGCUGAUGAUGAAUUUACCUUCCGCAGCCCGCAGACUAUUUAAUGAAAACGGUACUGAAAUUUUUCGUUUGAGAGACCUUGAAAGAGAUCAGUUGGUAUAUGCUUCAUGCGGAGAGCACUGGAUUGAUCCACAAUUGUCUGCAGCUGAGCAUAAAAACCACCUUCUGCUCAAUAACCUUGAAUCAGAUGUGGCUUUAAUUCGGCAUUAUUGCUGCUUGAGAAACCCUGACAAUUUAGUUCUUGAGGUAUGCGGUGAAAUUGCUCCAGGAGCAAAACUCUGUAUAAAUUACAGUGUGGCAGCUACAGAUGAGGUGGAAACAGCAGUAAAUGCAGAAAUGAAACCCGAAGAAACAGAUGAUCUCAUAUGGGAAGAUGACUUAGACACUCUUAUAGAUUCGCACACACGGGCACACAGGAAAGUUGAUGCCUCGUUCACAAACACAAAAUAUCCUUGGCAACAAAUACCACUGGAUGUUGAGGAGGAUGAUGAUGAUCUGCUAGACAAAGAAGCCACUGAAGAAGAACAGUACAGAUUUAGUCUAAUCAAUGAAUAUUUCAACAGGUACAAGAGAAAGGUUAUUACAUUCCAACAGAUUCACCAUCAACAGUUUGAAUAUGUGGAUGGACAGAUCAUUAGUUGUACGUUCCCUGACCUAGUUGUAGGGGUGGCUGGGGCCGAGGUUCAUGCAGGAGUCAAUGUGAUAUUAGUGGAUAGAAAUCCUGAUGAUAUACAUCAACGAUGGAAGUACCAAGAAGAAACCAGAAAGUUUCAUUUAGCUGGCAACCCAGAACUGGUAUUGGCCAUCUCAAUGCCAAAGGUGUAUCCAGGAAUGAACGAUUGGGAAGUGCAGUUCCCUGGGUGCCCCAUAAUCUUACAGAAAAAUAAAAGUCACAUAAACGGGGCUGCGAAUCAGAAAUGGAAGCGUAUUCCCGCUAUGAAAACACUAGGUGCUUUUUGUACUGAUCAGCUGGACAAAGAAAUCACAGCAGCCAAUCAGGCCUUAAUUUGCACAUUCACUGUUACCAAGUCUUUGGCAAUAAGUCAGCCGGGUUAUGCUUUCACAUCAUCCAAUGGCAGUGAGAAAGUAAUGACUUGCGAAUCCUGCGCAAGAAGCUUGAGAGGAACGAGAGAGCUGACAAAGACCUUGGCUGACAGUGCGUUCUUUUGUGCUACGGGACAAGAAAACUCUGAACUAAACCCUACAGGACCCUUUAAAUGUGCUCAUGUGAUACAGACUGAUCUAACAACGGCUGAAGCAGAAAACACUCUACAAUACCUGGAAAGGAUGCUUACUAACUUGCUGUUUGAGUGUUCCACUCAGACCAUAUCUCCAGAGAUCCCAGCUGCUAAAAGCCGAAGAGCCAUAAAGAUAAAAGCCUACAAAAACGGGGCAGGAUUUAAAAAUGGAAAACUUAUAAUUGCUGGGACAUUUGCAAUGUUGCUCAGCAAGUGUACGAGGGAGCUGAGUCUCGCCAGACCAGCCUGUAAAGUUUACACUAUGGAUGGGACUGUGAUUCUGACACUGUCUGGCUUGGUCUCAUGGGCAGUAAAUAAUUUCUUCAAGCAGAACGAACAAGCAAGAGAUGAAACAACUAAUGACGAGAGUCAGCAAGAUGUGCAGACAUUGAAUGAGAAAUCUGUAAUCAGGUGGGCUAACCCAGAAGACUUAAAUAACGUAGAUGAAUAUUUAUUGUGCUUUAUACUUCGAAACCCUAUUGAAGUCUGGGUCUCCUGCGGUGAACCUUUCCUGUCUCUCCAGGCCUUGCAGAGAUCAGAAAAGCAGGAAAAAAUAAAGUGGCAGCAAAAGGAGAAGAUUGUGACUGACCUGGAAAUGAUGAGACACAAAAUGAGACAAUUGCAAGGUCGACGUGCAAAAUAUCUCACUCCUGCAAACAUGAUACCAACAAAAAGUCCACAGCAGCCUGUGCUGGUAGAAGGUGGGUGGACACAAGAAACCAGCGAGGAAAAGAAAUUAAUGAAAGACAUGCAAAAUGUGGAGAUGCAUCUUUCGGAUAUUCAAGCUCAGCAUAUGAAGAACUCUCCUCUGCUUGCUACCAACACAGACUCCAGUCAGAAAGGGCUUUACACCAGUCUGACUAUGAAGAGAGUGUGCGCUUAUUUAAAUGGUGGUAGCGUAGAUCAAGGGGUAUUUGCCUGGGGCAGAUCUAUGGAAGAGUUGCUGGAUAACUGUGCAUCUCGAUUAAACAUGCAGCAUCAUUUAGCCAAAGUACUUUAUACUCCUAAUGGGGAAGAAGUGACAUCCUGGGAUGAAAUUAAAAAGGACAUGGUUCUAUGUGUAUCAGCUGGAGAGGCGUUCAUGAGCAAAGCAGCUAGCAGACAAAGAAUAGAAGUCAAAGCAAACUACGCCAGAAUUCGGAAGAAGUAUGGCCCGGAAGCAACUGAUGUCAUUGUAUCUGAACCCGAGAGCCUUGAUCUUCAGGGUGAAAUUCUCUUCUGUCCGUCAGAACACAGUGAACGCAAAAAGAACUAAAUAAAUUGACAUUUGAGAAGUAUUUAGCCUAAAUGGAUUACACAGUUAUGUACAAAUCAUUCCUAAGAAGGUUCUACGCAGGUUAAGAUUACUGUCAAGGUGAAAUUUAGCCUGCCACCAUAAAAUAGGGGGGAUAAUGUGAGAUUGUGACAGUAGCCUCCUCCCCCCCUUUUAAAUACCAGCUCAAACCUUUUUUAUUCUUGUAAAAAUUAAUGUUA
Messenger RNA from Bombina bombina (fire-bellied toad), 2933 nucleotides. It is a transcript of the gene DCDC1, whose product is annotated as doublecortin domain containing 1. The transcript has 19 exons. Gene Ontology annotation, molecular function: microtubule binding. The record is from RefSeq and is a predicted model, not a curated record. Gene Ontology annotation, biological process: intracellular signal transduction; regulation of mitotic cytokinesis. The coding region runs from base 1 to 2715 and encodes 904 amino acids. NCBI's taxonomy places the organism in Eukaryota, Metazoa, Chordata, Amphibia, Anura, Bombinatoridae.